AACAGAGAGGGAGAGAGAAAGCGAGCGCCUAAUAAACUUCGAACGCGAACAGCGGAAACAGAGGCGGCGAAGCAAAUGGCGGAGGCCCCGAGCAAGAUCGAAUCCAUGCGGAAGUGGGUGGUCGAUCACAAGCUCCGAGCCGUAGGUUGCCUGUGGCUUAGCGGGAUCUCCAGCUCCAUCGCGUACAACUGGUCGCGGCCCAACAUGAAGACCAGCGUCAAGCUCAUCCACGCAAGGUUGCACGCGCAAGCUCUAACGAUCGCUGCCUUAGGUAGUUGUGCAUUAGUAGAGUACUAUGACCAGAACUAUGGCUCUUCAGGACCAAAGGUGGACAAAUAUACAAGGCAUUACAUGUCACACUCGCAUAAAGAUUAAUUAUCUGCAUGGUCGGUGCUGGAUCCUGGAUUAGUUUUAGGUUCUUUCCUGGGCUCCAUCAAAGGGGUCUCCCAGGAUUGUUCCUUUAAGUCUUCUUUAUUGUGAAACGAAAUGAUACUUGCCAGGUCCUGUCCUGAGCAAUGAGGGUGUUAUACACAAUUGCAUAUAUGAUCUGCAUAACGUGAAUGUAAGAUUCAUUCGGUAACAUUAUGUUGUACUCUUUAUAUGAUGUUGCACUGGAUAUAACAACAGUGUUCUGAUGUUGCACUGGA
Molecule: messenger RNA, 647 nt
Organism: Triticum urartu
Lineage: Eukaryota; Viridiplantae; Streptophyta; Magnoliopsida; Poales; Poaceae
Biological process (GO): mitochondrial respiratory chain complex IV assembly
Cellular component (GO): respiratory chain complex
Source: RefSeq, a predicted model, not a curated record